Molecule: messenger RNA, 2961 nt
Organism: Sporothrix brasiliensis 5110
Lineage: Eukaryota; Fungi; Ascomycota; Sordariomycetes; Ophiostomatales; Ophiostomataceae
Exons: 4
Coding region: 1-2961 (986 amino acids)
Biological process (GO): positive regulation of transcription from RNA polymerase II promoter by galactose; DNA-templated transcription
Cellular component (GO): nucleus
Molecular function (GO): DNA-binding transcription factor activity, RNA polymerase II-specific; zinc ion binding; RNA polymerase II cis-regulatory region sequence-specific DNA binding
Source: RefSeq, a predicted model, not a curated record
AUGACGGACGGACAGCGAGUUUGCCUCGAGGAGGAGAGCCUGAAGAUCAGAGACCGAGACAGCGGCCGCGACGCCGACCUGCGACGACAACACGCGGCGGAUGCGACUGACGCCCGCCUCGCCAACCUCGCCAACCUCGCCGACAUGGACCGCUCCAAGCUGCGCAUCUCCAAGGCGUGCGAGGAGUGCCGCCUGCGCAAGAUCCGCUGCGACGGCGGCGAGCCGUGCCAGCGCUGCCAGUUUCGGGAUGUCGUCUGCGAGUACCGGACGAAGGCGCGCAACCGGACGAAGAAGAGCGAUUUGCUGGGGGCCGGUGCGAACACCGGCCGCGGCAGCGACGAUAUCAACCACAGUAGCCCUCGGUCCCAUCCUCGGCGCCCUGCCUCUGGGGCCGCGACGCGCCCUGCCGACACGCCGUCCUCGGCCACGGGCGGCCGCAACAGCAGCCUGCAGAACCACAGCGUGGCGGCGACCCACCGCGCGUCGCCGUCGGUCUUUUUGCAGCUCUACUACGGCCCGUCGUCCAACUUUUCCCUCUUGAACGCCAUAUACCACCGCAUCGAAGGCCGGACCGCGGCCGAGGCGCAAAGGCGAAAGGCUGCAAAGGCCAACAGCGCGCAUGGCGUGGAGGGCGCAAAUGGCGGCGGCACACACGAGCAGGACGACCAGGACGACGACCGCGACGACGAGGACGAGGACGACGACCACGACGAGGCCGAAACCACGCGCGAAGUCGAAGAGUUCGGCCCCGGCCUCGACCUGUUCAACAACCGGCGCCUCUACUUUGGCGACCUGACCAACGGCGCCGAGUCCUCGUUCAACCUCUGCGGCAACGGCUCCUUUACCGACGGCGCCUCCAUGUUCAUCGACCGCGCGCUCGCCGAGCGCCUUCUGGAGCGCUACCUGGCCACCUUUUGGCUCGUGCUGCCCAUCUGGACGCGCGACACCUUCCGGCAGCGCCUUGCCGGCUUCUACGACGCCACCUGCCUGCUGACCGAGGGCAACCCGGACACGGUCAUUAUCCUUUUGGCGCUCGCCCUCGGUGCGACCAUGCUCGAAGAAGAGCUGGCCGCCCAGUACCUGUACCGCAUGGCGCGGCGCUGGGCGGCCGGCCUCGACGAAAUGGUCAAUGUGUCGACGGUCCAGAUCUCCCUCAUGAUGUCGCACUAUGAGUCCGAGCGCGCCCGCCCCAACUCGUCGUUUUUGCUGGUGGGUACCGCCGUGCGCAAGGCCGUCGCGGCGGGGCUGCACAAGGGGGUGGGCGGCAGCGGCCGGGGCCACGCGGCCAAGCAGUCGCCCGACGCGGCGCGGCAGAUGCGCGUCACGGUGUGGAGCCUCUUUUUUUGGGAGACGUGGCUGUGCUUUUCGCUGGGCCGGCCGAGCUCGUUCCCCGAGUCCGAGAUGGACGUGCCGUUCCCCACGGAGGAAAAGCUGCUGCACAACGUGGUGACGCUGGCCCGCAUCAUGUCCAAGAGCGCCGCCUGCGUCUACCGCCGCCACCACGAUUCGCUGCUGACCCUGUGGAAUGCGGCCAACGACAUCCGGCGGGAGCUGCGCGCGUUUGCCGAGCAGCUGCGCGACGACUUUAAUUUUGGCGUGAUUGACGACCCGACGUCGGGCGAGGUGGGCGUGCGCCAGACGAUUGUGUCGACGUUGUACCACCACACCCUCAUCCUCACGUUCCGGCCGUUCCUGGUGAUUCGCGCCACCAUGCUCCGGGAAGACAGCGAAGGCGCCGGGCAGCCGCACCCGCCGCCGCCGCGCUGGCUCGACACCGCCUGCGAGUACUGCCUGGACGCGGCGCGGCACUCGAUUGCGUUUCUGAUCCGCGCGUUUGAAAAGAACGAAAUGUGCCGGGCCAUCCGCUACCAUGUGUUCUUCAUCGAAGGCGCCUCGCAGGUGCUGGCCUUUGAAAUCCUGCACCACGACGCCGCCGGCCGCGAGUCCAACCUGCCGUGGAUCCAGCUGGCCAUCCGCGCGCUGCAGCUGGUGCUGCCCAAGCACAAGAUUGGCCGGCCUCUGCCUGUCGACCUGCCGAGCAACCUGGAGCGCAUGGUCCAGGUUGUCUACCCUGAUUUCCGGGCGGACCAGGUGGGCACGGGGGCGGUGCUGCCGGGGAUUCCGUCGAUCAAGGUCAUGGAGCGCACGACGACGACGGCAGGGGCGGCGGCGGCGGGAGCUACGAAUGCAGGCACGGCUACGGCUACGGCUACAGCUACGACAUCGUCUGGCCGCACAGGCGACCACGACAUGACCAUGACGGACCAGGAGAGCGGAUCGGCGGCGGCAGGCCCUCUGUAUGGCACGUCUGCCCCAAAUACGGGUGCUGGGGCGGGAAGCAGUGGUAUGACAGCCGGCGCACCGCCGUCUUCGUUUGUUCCACAACAUCAGCUACAGCAGUACCAGUACCAGCCACAGCAGCAACAACAACAGCAGCAGCAACAACAACACCUCGUGAUGAACCCGCUUCCGCCCAGCAUGUCCAGCAUGGGAGGCGGAGGGCUGGGCGGCGGAGGACCACUCGACAGCGGCGGUCAGAAUGGCGGUGGUGCCACGGGCACCAACACCAACACCCACCACGGCGGCCACUUUAGCAGCCUCCACCUGACCGACCUCAGCAGCCUCAGCAACCUCAGCAACGCGCUGCCGCCGCUCCUCUUCCCCUUUACGCCGUUUGGCGGGCUCGACGACUCGUCGGCCACGUCGGCGCCGCCCGGCCACAACACGGCCGGCACAGCGUCGAUGCAGUCGCCACACGGGCCGCCCGGCAGUGGAGGGGGUGCUGGUGCUGGUGCUGCGCCUGGCAGCUCGUCGCAUACACCGGGCGCGCCGGGCACGGGCAGCGGCGACGCGCCACCGCUGGACCUGACGGCGGCCGAUCUGGGCUGGGACUUUGAUUUUGGCACGAUGAACAUGGAGGCGUUCCUGUCCAUUGACCCGACAAUGCCGUACAACUAUUGA